Molecule: messenger RNA, 537 nt
Organism: Saxophila tyrrhenica
Lineage: Eukaryota; Fungi; Ascomycota; Dothideomycetes; Mycosphaerellales; Extremaceae
Exons: 2
Coding region: 1-537 (178 amino acids)
Source: RefSeq, a predicted model, not a curated record
AUGUCCAGCGGCACAUCCUACGGCGGCGGCGGCUUCGGCGGCUCCAUCCUGGGCGACAUCACCGGCGUCCAACAGCACGCCCAACACCACUCCUCCGGCCACGGCGACGAGUCCCUCUUCGGCAACGCCCUCGCCAUGCUGCAGGCCAAAGAAUCCAACCUCGCCAACGAGGACGUGGAUGAGGAGCACAUGGUCAAAGCACAUAAGUCCUACUUCGGCUCGGGAGGUGAGGGGGGAAAUGCGACGAGUGGGGGGAUUGGCGCGGCGAGCGCGAUGCAGGCGUUGAAGAUGUUUAAUGGGGGGACGAGUGAGGGGGGUGAGAGCUCGCAGCAGGAGUUUAUUGGGAUGGCUAUGGGGCAGGCUGCUAAGCUGUUUGAGCAACAGCAGUCGGCCGGGAACGUUGCUGAGGGGGAGUCGAAGCAGAGUGCCGUCCAACAGGCCGGUGAAGCCGCUUUGAAAAUGUACAUGAAGAGCGAGAUGGGCAACAACUCGAGCGGUGGGGGAGGGCUCAUGUCGCUGGCGUCGAAGUUCAUGUAG